Messenger RNA from Metarhizium brunneum ARSEF 3297, 807 nucleotides. Its product is annotated as Oxygen-dependent choline dehydrogenase. NCBI's taxonomy places the organism in Eukaryota, Fungi, Ascomycota, Sordariomycetes, Hypocreales, Clavicipitaceae. The record is from RefSeq and is a predicted model, not a curated record. Gene Ontology annotation, molecular function: oxidoreductase activity, acting on CH-OH group of donors; flavin adenine dinucleotide binding.
AUGUUUUCGCAAAGUGGAAAACAGCAUCAACCUCUGCCAGAAUCGCGACAGCAACUGCAGUCCAGCACCUUGCAAAGGACUAAACACGCCUUUCUCUAUGCUGUGGCAGGCAAAGGCUGGCUCAGGUCGGCGGUGGAUCGUGCAAUCUUGUUGUGCACUUCGCACUUUGACGAGGAAAAGGGCGCCGUGCUUGCCACGGACGCUGCGGAUGAUGGAGAAACCCUGCCAGAUGUUGAGAUCAUGGUGGUCCCAGUCGGAUCCUUGCCGGAGCUGUAUCCCGGCAAAUCCAUGUUUACGCUUCAGACGUGCUUGAUUCAGCCCGAGUCGACAGGCACCAUUGAGAUUACAAGCCCCGAUCCCGGGGUAGACGCCAGGAUCCAGCUCAAUAUUUUGUCAGAUCCGAGCGAUUGGCAAGUGGCACGGAAAGCCUGCCGCUUUGCACUCGCCUUGGCUGAGCACUUUAUUUACCAGUCCGGAUAUCCCUCCGAGGCUCGAGUGUUUGCGGGCCCGGGCAGUGUUGGCGCCCGGGAGUGGAAAGAAGGGGACUGGCGUGUCGUCUCGGAUCAAGAGAUUGACACAUACAUUGGAAUGUACGUUGGCUGUGGCUUCCAUCUCACUAGCUCGUGUCCCAUGGGGAGGGAAGAGGACGAGGGGGUUGUUGACAGCCAACUGCGUGUCCAUGGCUUCAAGAACCUGAGAAUCGCGGAUGCGAGUGUCCUACCUUGUGUUCCCCCGGGACACCUCAUGGCGCCUACGUACAUGAUAUCUGAGAGAUGUGCUGAUUUUAUUAAGCAUGGACGGAACUGA